CUCCAAGUGACGUAUUGGCAAACCACGACCGUCUGAUCGGCACUGGCGUAAGUGUAUUCAUGCAUGAACGAACUUUGGAAGAAACCGCCGAUUUAGUUAUAUAUUCUUCGGUAUUUUUAUUCAUCUCUUAAACUUUUAUUUCUAUUAAUUUCCGCUUCCAUUUGAGUGCUCAACAUGGAUGGAAAGAUUUUGAGUGCCAUAAUCAACAGCAAAGGCUCUUUAAACAAGCCAGGACCAGUUAAUCAAAAUCAACCAGAGGAUGUUGUUGAUUAUCCAGUGUUAUCUGUUGAUAUGAUUGAAAGAAUUUCAGAUUCCUACACAAGAAUCUUGUUGUAUAAAAUUUCUAAGGAAGCACAUCAACGUUACUCUGUUAGACUAAAUGCUAUAGAGAGUUUGAGGGAUUUUAGUAGAAUUAAAGGAAAUUUUGGAAAUUUACCAAUUUUUGGAGAUUCUGAAAAGUCAUACUGUUUACUAUUGUACAUUUUGAAAAAAUAUAUGACGGAAGAAGUUUUAAAGUCUUGUAAUAAUAUUGAUAGUCUUAUCCUAGCAGCAGAAUUAUUGCAAAACUGUCUGACCAAAAGUAAAUUAAUGAUAAAUUGUUUUGAAAGAGUUAUUGAAAGGAUAAUAAAAUUGGAUCAGACUAAUAAAAGUAAAAGGUAUCUACAAGAACUCAUAAGCAAAAGUGAUGAAUUAAAAAUAGAUACAAGUCUCGUUGAAAAAAUUUAUGAAAGUCAGAAAUCUUGGCUCAUCUAUCAACCAAUGACAGAGUAUUUCAAUAAAUUUUGUUCUUCUAAAGAUAAAAAUCAAUUUGGCUCAGAUAUGGUUACACUGUUUGAAAAAAUUAUUGAUAAUCCAUCACUUUUUGAAUUAGUAAUACUUCAAUUGAAGGAUAUAUUUGUUGAAACAGAAUAUUCACAAGCUGCUCAAGAUUUUAUACAAGAAAUUCUAAAAAUCAUUCAGGCACAUUGCACCAAGUAUCAUAAAGACACCUUGGAUCUUUAUCCAGCUCACAUACAACACUGUGUGAUCCUGUUGAGAAUAAAACCCACAUAUCACUCUGAAAAGACAAAAAAUCAAACUAUAUCAUCGUUGAAGGAGAUUUUCUUGAAGAGCCAAUCAAAUGCCCUGAUUUUGGUAUCUCACUUUCCAGACUGGUUGCCAGAGUACCAAAAGUUCUUUGAUAUUCUCGACAAACUGACGCAAUCCAAAAAGAGCGAAAGCUGUGAUGAACCCAUAAAUCAAGACUAAUUUUACUGUAAGUUAUUUUGUAUGUUUUGUAAAAGAACGUGUUUGUACAAUAAAUUAUUUUCUAUGAAAGCUCGUGUUUAUUUAUCGAUAAGCAAAACAAAAGUAAUAAAAGUAAGAUCUACCAAGAAAUGUCAACUUUAUUAGAAUUUAAUUAUUUUAUUGAUAUUUUUAAAUUGUAUGUCAGAUGCUGUUAGAAAAUGAUUUGCUUUAACGAUUCGCGCAGUUACAUAAUUGUCGUAACUUUGUGAAACUGAACAAGUGUUAAAACGGAAACAUAUACUUGGUUUUGGUUAGUGAGAAAACGACAUUUGCAAACUCUUUUUCUCUUUCUUUUUCUCACUUUCUCUCUCUCUCUCUCUCUCGCUCUCUCUCUCUCUCUCUCUCUCUCUCUCUCUCUCUCUCUCUCGCUCUCGUUUUUCGAGAAAAAAGCGAGAAAAAUCGCUGCGUCAAGCUUUGACUGUUCUUAUCUCCAAAUUGGCAGACGACCGAUUAUCGACGUUAUUAAUAGCGGCGGCUUUCGCUGCGGAAGCGCAAGUGGACAUCUUGAGUGAUGCUGGCACAUCUUCGGGACGAGACUUU
Molecule: messenger RNA, 1827 nt
Organism: Phymastichus coffea
Lineage: Eukaryota; Metazoa; Arthropoda; Insecta; Hymenoptera; Eulophidae
Exons: 2
Coding region: 175-1248 (357 amino acids)
Source: RefSeq, a predicted model, not a curated record